CUGCGGUCUUAAGCUAAGGUGGCAAGUAUGGCGCCGUCCAGUGUUGUGUUUAUGGAAUAUGUAAAUAUGAACCGCUAAUCGGACCACGUCUAAAAACAUGGAAAGAGUGCUGCCAGAAAAGUCGGAGCCGACGGCAACUUUAUGCUUUCCGAGAGAUGUGUUCAUGAAGGAAAACUUCUCAGUGGACACCUUCGUUAGCGAACAUCGAAAGCAUGCAAGCCUAGAGAAGCUUCGAGACGAUCUUGGAAUUCACCUAAAGUUCUUACGCUCAUCGAUGAUAGAACUUAUUAACAAGGACUACGCAGACUUCGUUAACUUGUCAGCUAAUCUUGUUGGGCUUGACAAGUUCAUUAAAAAUAUAUCCCAGCCUUUGGAGCAGCUGAAGCAAGAAGUCAAUGACGUGAAGGCAACCGUAGAUGACAUCCUGAAGCAGUCACAAGAGCAGCUAGAGAAAAGGCGCAAAAUUCGAGAGAAAAAGGCCCUGAUACAGCAUGCAAAAUUUGUGUGCAAAAGUGUGGAAAAGGUGGAGCGUUUGCUUCCUCCUCUGUCUGCUGAUGGCUCAAGGAGCUGGAACAAUGAUCAAGUUGAGCAGCUUGCUACAGAAGUCAACCAAAUCCUGUUCUACCUCGAGAAAUGCUACCAGGUGAAACUCGCUGGCGAAAUGGCACAGAGAGUUGACGUCGUGACGUCGGCACUUCAGCAGCACCUUGAAGCAUCGUUUCUGCGGAGCAUCAACGCGGAUGAUCCGGCAGAGUUGUCGUCAGUGCUCCAUGUGUGUGCCACAAUUGACCGUGUCACGUCGAUGGAAGAGUUGUUUCGAAAGAAAGUGGUGGCACCUGUGUUCCGAGAUAUUGUAUCAGAAAAAGUGAUUCAGGAGUCCGGUUUGGAAGGAGUGUACAGUCAGGUGGUUCUCUUUGUCAGCACCAGGUGUCAAGGUCUUCUAAAUGUUACUGUCAGUACACCAGGAAUGGGUGACACAUCCACUGUCAGUGGGUACGACUUCCUCAGCCAUGCAGUAUGGCCAGAGCUGGCAAUGCUUCUGGAGACAAGAGCCCCUUUGGUCUUCGCUGCAGGGAACCCUGACCAGUUUCAUGCACGUUAUUCCUCUACAAUGGAGUUCCUGGACCGAUUUGAGCUCGCAUGCCGCACUGCUGAGGUGUUAAUCCGGUUGCGGAACCAGCCGUCCUAUCAGACAUUUUUGGCAAAGUGGAACUUGCCUGUGUACUUUCAGCUGAGGUUCCAAGAUAUUGCAUCUCAGUUAGAAGCAUGCCUUCUUCAGCCGUUGCAGUGCAGUAAGGCUGGUUCACAGUUCCACACAAGCUGCUAUGAAGUCUUGUGGGAGCAGCUUCAACGCUGUUGGAACCCGAAUGUGUUCCUCACUCCAUUAGCGCAUCGCUUCUGGAAGCUCACGCUUCAGCUUCUGAGCAGGCAUCGACAAUGGUUGACUGAGUUCCUGCGUGACGAAGGCGGAGGGGAUAAACAGGGUGAAAAAGGAAAAGAAGCAUCCCCAGUACCUGAGAGCACAGACAGUUUCACUGCUCCAAGGCAAGCAAACAACGAAGCAUCAGAAACUGUUUUAUUGGUGCUGCUUUCUUGUGACACCGACCUACUAGUCGAGAAGGUGAUGUACCUGUUCACCAGCAUAAUCAAACCAAAGCUUCAACGUCAAGGUUUCACAUGUUUCAAUGCACUAGAAGAGAGUAUAUCAGAAUGCAGCAUCGCCCUAAAGGAACUAGAGCCAAAUAUCUCAAAGCGAAUUGUGAAUGAUACAGCCAGAACUUGUUGUUCCCACUUGAAGCUUGUCAACGACAUUCCACGACUCUAUCGACGGACAAAUAAAGAGGUUCCUACCAAGCCUUCCAGCUACAUUCACCUGAUUCUGGAACCCCUGGUGAAAUUAAAGAGACAUGUGACAGAGACUUUGAAAGUACAGUGGAAUGCAGAUUGGACGAGGAGUGUACUGGAAGAGAUCACACAGCAGUAUCUGACGGUCACCAAUGACGUGUUGGUAUCUGUAAAGAAAAUGGAAGACAGCUUAAAGAGGUUGAAGAGGGGAAGGGACCGAACUCCAUUGCCAGAGGGGGCCGCAUCUGAUGACGACAAGAUCCGUCUGCAACUCUACUUGGAUGUCAAAUGCUUUAGCCAAAAGAUGGAAGAAUUAGGAAUUCCACAGUCCAGCGUUCCAAGCUAUGGGUCCCUUCUUGAGGUCGUAGAAGCUGCGAGAAGUUCUCCGACAUUGUGACAUAAGAGAAAGUACCGUUCCCUGCCUGCAGUGUGUAGCCAGCUCCCAGCUCAAAUACCGUGAGAAGGCUGCUUUUCUUGAGCCUGGUAUGCAACCAGCAGGGCUGAACCACUACGAGUAUUCUUUUGAGGGUGCUAAGAUUAUGUUCAAUAAUUUGGGAGGAAUAUGAGCAUUUAUGAAAAAUAUUUUAAUAAAGCUUCACAAAGUGA
Messenger RNA from Ornithodoros turicata, 2451 nucleotides. Its product is annotated as conserved oligomeric Golgi complex subunit 2-like. Bases 98 to 2242 code for a protein of 714 amino acids. The transcript is spliced from 17 exons. NCBI's taxonomy places the organism in Eukaryota, Metazoa, Arthropoda, Arachnida, Ixodida, Argasidae. Gene Ontology annotation, cellular component: membrane; COG complex. The record is from RefSeq and is a predicted model, not a curated record. Gene Ontology annotation, biological process: protein transport; intra-Golgi vesicle-mediated transport; Golgi organization.